Etheostoma cragini (Arkansas darter) is the source of this 16511-nucleotide messenger RNA. It is a transcript of the gene ehbp1l1a, whose product is annotated as EH domain binding protein 1-like 1a. Bases 314 to 13636 code for a protein of 4440 amino acids. The transcript has 28 exons. The record is from RefSeq and is a predicted model, not a curated record. NCBI's taxonomy places the organism in Eukaryota, Metazoa, Chordata, Actinopteri, Perciformes, Percidae. Gene Ontology annotation, molecular function: protein binding.
GACAUUGGAAACCUGGAUGACUUUAAUGACAGUGAUGAUGAAGGCGGUGAGGAAAGGAGAGCCAGCUAUGGACAUGCUGCUCAUGUUACUGCCUCAGUCUCUUCUAACAUGAGAGUACAUGAUGUGGCUUGGAGGCCUGCAGUUGUAUCAGGCCCCACAGUAACCUCAGAGAUGGGUUGGAAAGCGUCCUCUGGCAUUUCCUCCACCAUCUCGGUCCCAUCUCGUCCUCUGCUUGAACCCCCCGACCCCUCAGUUCCAUCCUCAUUACGCAUCCGACCAUCUAGCACUGGCCAGCCGGCUCGGCCCUCCCCCUAUGCCUAUUCAGUGCCAGCCUUUACACGUGCUCACCCUCCUGCACUUCCCAAAAUCUUCCAGCCCACUGUCGGAACAGUGCCCCCUUCAGCUCGGCAAAGGCCCCAUAGCUUCCACUGUGAGUCCUCUCCAGCUGAGGGCUUGGAGGCUUUCCCUACCUUCAACCCUUCUAAAGCCAUCUCCAACUCUUCCAUCUCCUCUUUACCCUCUGAUCCAUCUCUCCAUACUGUCUCCUUCCCUGAUACUUCACAACCAGCCUGUCUCAGUGCCUUCCUUUUCUUCUUUGUCCCCUUCCUUCUCAUCUUCAGCUCCUCUUGGCUCCUUCUUUUCCAUGCCUCCACCGCCACUUCCCAAAUCUCGACUUAUGUCUGUGGGGCAGCCAGGCUCUGCCCUCACCAGGCCCACCAGCCUGCCAUCUGCCCCCGAGACAGCAUCCUGGCAGAGUGAAUGGAGACCUCCUAAAUCUCAAGCCCCUCUAGCACAGCCUGCCCACUCUCCUAGGUUUCUGCAUAUAUCUGCUCCUAGACAGCCUGCAGGGCUGCAGAAAAACCCGACAGAUGCGCCAUCUUUAUUCUCUCCGCCAGUCACUUGUCAGUCUUUGGAACAGAAACGCCAGGGAGGGUCUGGAUUUGUUCCUUCCUGGAGACCCCAGGUCACCCCUACACUAGAGAUGCCCUCACCUUCUUCUUUGAAUUCUUCCUCUGCUCUCCCGCUCUUUGGGUCUCCUCCUCCUCCGCCUCCUUUAUCCCAAAUUGCCAUAACCUCUAUCAUUGACCAAGAUGCAGAAUUCAAAAGACAGCUGAGCACCCUGAGUGAAGAGGAUAACCAGUGUACAACCGCUACAACCACUGCUCCCAGAGCGCUGGCCAGCCAGAGGCCAACGUCGUCCAGGGCUUCAGAGCAGAGAAGAACCUUUGGAAUCGAGGUUGUUAAGGCAUCAGCAGGACCUGAGAGCAUGGCCUCAUUUCUGCCCUGUAGCCCCAGAACAACUGUAGACCCAGGGCUAAAAUAUUUUGAGAUGCCAAAAACAAAGAUGGAUCAAACAGAAUCAAGGCCAACAAAGACAUUCCCUAACAUCCAGCCAACAUAUCCUCCCUUCACUUCUGCACCUAAGCAAAACCCUGAUUUUCAAGAUCAGUGCAGAUCUGCUUCAGUCAAGGAGCUUGUGGUUAAUCCAAGAAGUCACUUGUCCACAAUGUCCAUUCAGUUGGGAGAUUUGAUAGCACAACCAGGGCCUGUUCAACCUAUACCUCUUUCUCCUACCAACCCCCAACCUACCUCCAGCUCACUCCAGGGACCUUUGUUGCACUUGCCUCAAAUGGCUAGAUUUGACACAAAACUGAUAGGAAGGAUAGGAGUGGCCCAUAAAAAAGAAGCAUUAACUAUGGAUUUGGGAAAUGAGAGCGUGGCUUUCUCAGUGUCAUCUUGUGUCAGAGACGCCGAUUCUUCUUUUCCUACAAUUGUGAUGGACGAAACACCUGAAGCUCAGUCUGGAGAACAGCCCAUUGCAAAAAACCUACAGUGGGAGAAUCUUCAGAAAGACACUAAAAAAAUAAGCCCUGCUGUUCCAAUACCCAUUUUGGUUAAGAAAACCAUACCCAACAUGACUGCCUCAGAUAAAGUCAAUUUAAGAUUGGACACUGAUUUUGAGUUUCUCACAGCACAGCCGGCCACAACAGACACGCUAUCAAAGCAAAGAGAAACAUUUAAAGUGGAUUUUUCAUUGUCUUCCACAAAACGCUUUGAUGUGCAUGGUUUGGACCCAGAACAUUGUAUAGAGAAAGGGAGAAUUGAAAAUGUGGCUUCUGUAGAUGAAAGACUACAGUGUGAAAGAGAUAGGAGAGUUGCACAGGAACUUGUGUUGCCAAGCUCUGAAGUUGGUAUACAAAACAAGUGUGUUUACACAUCUGAGGUGGAACGUUUUCCAUUGAGUACAACAGGGAUUGCUAUUUCUCAUUCACCAUCUACUUCACAGCCUAAAGUUCCGAUCAAAGAACCAGGGGGGGUGCCAAGAAUGACUAUGUCACAUUCAAGCUGUCCACAAUAUUCCAAGACUCCUGGCAUGCCAUCUUUACAUCAGUCUCAAGCUAUAGCUUGGUUUAAUGAUAGAAGGUUAUUGUUUCAGAAAUUACCCAGCAACAGAUAUCAUUUACUCUUGCAUUCAGAUUAUGUUGGUUCCAUUUCCGAGGGUAGUGCAGGAAUUGCCGAAAUGGUGGACUUAACACCCUCCUGCUCCAGGUGUGCCAGUAUUCCUGGAUUCCCAUCUGCUUUGAAAUGUGAGCCCAAUAUGACUUGUCUUUUACCUACAUGUCCCAGAAUUAGCAGGAUUCCAGGAUUAGCUUCUGCCGGAUCAGUGACUGGAUAUGAAAAGAGUGUUUGGGACAGAUGUUCUCUGUGGAAGAAACCAUUGCAGAUAAAAGAAGCAUUUGCUUCAUGCAUGCAAUGUGUUCAGAAAGAAGCUGUUAGUGAUACUAAUAUGAUUAAAGGAAUGGUGGCCAUGUUACCAACAUGUUCUAGAAAGGCCAGUGUUCCAGGGUUUCCUUCUGCACCAAUGCAGAAGGAUUCAAAUACAGUAUGUAUGGUGAGUCUUCUCCCUACAUGCCCCAAACAGACAAUGAUUGAAGGUAUGCCAGGUAGACAAAUAGUUAUGGCAUAUAAAGACAGUUGGCAUAUUUUGAGGAAAUUAGUUUUAGAUCGACCAUUGAGAAGUAAUCCUGUUCUGGUUCAGGAACAGUUACAUGAGGGUAAAGAACAUCUAAAACUUAUGGUAAAUAUGUUACCAUCUUGUCCGUGGAAGGAAACCAUCCCUGGUUUUCCCUCUGUCCCAAGAAAAGAACCCAGUGUACCUGGUUUUUCAUUUGCACUAAGCCAAGCUCAUAGCAUGGCAGACCUUUUGCCGACUUGCUCAAGAAAGACAAAAGUCAUUGGUUUACCCUCUAAGGAGCCAGUUUGUGCUCACGGUGAGGGUUUAGAUACAACCAGGCACAUUUUGAUGGAGAUGCCUUUGAGUAAAGGGGAAAUCUUGAUUUCAGAUAGUUACACAGGUGCUGCGCAGGAUCAAGACAAAAGAGAAAUGUAUAGUUCAGUGGCAAUGUUGCCCUCAUGCCCUGUGAGAACUUGCCUUGAGGGUAUGCCCACAAUACCCCAGAAGCUGUUGCCAGGUAUUGUCAGUCUUCUACCAGUAUGCCCUAAACAGACACAAACUCCUGGUAUGCAAUCUCAAGAUCAAAACAACGCAGAGAACAAAAAUUGGCAUGCCCUAAGGCAAUUAAUUACCAAGAGACCAGAAAAGAAAACACAAGCUUACAUUUGUCAGUGGAUACCGAAAGACAAAGAAAACCCUAAUAUGGUAGAUAUGUUGAUAAGUUGUCCACAAAAAGCCAAAGUUUUUGGCUUACCGUCAGCUCCACGACAAGAACCCAAUAUGGUUAAUGUAAUGCCUUCAUGCCCCAUACAUAGUAUAAUCCCUGGUUUGCCUUCAAAGACUAGACAAAAACUUUGUUUGUCCAGCUGCAAUGAAUGGUUUGCUUCUAAAAGCUUACAGUGCAAGAGCCCAUUUAUCAAAAAGGAAGUCCAGAUUGUAAACGCAGUUUUGCGUUUUGAUAAGAACACUGCUGAAAGUAUGAUUGCAAUAUUACCUUCUUGUGCUAAGAAUGCUAGUAUACCAGGGUUUCCCUCUGCCCUGACACCAACAUUAGCAGAUGGCCCAACUAUGGUGAAUUCAUUGUUUAGUUGUACAAAGGAAUCUAGAGUUCCUGGAAUGCCACUUAGAGGCACAAGCAAACAAUUAGUGUGGAUAAUGGAAAGUAAGUCGCUGCUAGUUCCUAGGGAGAAGUCUACAGUUAAAUUACAUUUACAGAAUCUUAAUGUGCUCUAUUCUGAUUGUGAUAUGAUCAAAAAUAUGGUAUCAUUUUUGCCCUCCUGCCCACGGACAGCCUGUUUACCAGGCUUUCCAUCAGUACCAUGUCAGGUGUUGGUAGAUAUACCAAGUAUGAUCAAUCUUAUGCCUACUUCCCCAGUACAUUCCAGAGUAUGUGGAAUACCCUCUAGAUUCCACAGUGAGUCUUGUGAGUCAGAAUGGAAUGUAAACAGACGGCCAAUAUGUAAAUGGCAAUUAACAAACCCAGGAAGACUUUUAGUAAUACAUGACCAGAAGAUGUAUUUAAGAGAAAAGGCAGUGGCUGAAAUUAUGGUAUCAAUGUUGCCACCUUGUCCUAAACACUCAUAUAUUCCUGGAAUUCCCUCUAAGGCAGGAGAAAGACCAGUGGAAGCUGUGAUGAAAGAGGCUCCGAGCAUGUUAAAAUCCUUAGCCACUUGCCCAGAAAACAGUAAAAUUCCAGGGCUACCUGCAAAGUAUAGUGCAAAAGCUUCUGAUGGCUGGUAUGUGGACAGGGAUGAGGUUUGGAAAAAAACAUUCAAUAAAAGGUAUGGCGUUGUUAACCGAGAUUUUCUAGUUAAGGAAAUGUCAUGUAGGGAGAAAGAAGUAAUGCUGAGUAUGCUUCUAUCAUGUCCACAACAAGCCUUGAACCCUGGAUUUCCUUCUGCGCCACGACCCCAAGCUGUUGAUGCUAGUUUGAGAAAAAAUCCAAACAUGAUACAGUUUCUGCAAUGUUGCCCAAGACAGUCAAGUAUAAUUGGUUUCCCCUCCAGAGUGUCAAUUAUAUCCCAUUCUGAAGUACGAGGCUGGCCGGUGGGAAAUACGCAAGACUGCUUCCCAAUUUACCCAAAGUAUAGUUCUUCUCACAACGAUAAAGCAUUGACAAGUCUUUCUGUUGAACAUUCUUGUCCAAAUUUUUAUCUCAGUUCUCGUUUCACAGCAGUUCCACCGCCUGACAUAGAUCGGCUCCCGAAUAUGGUAAAUAUAGUGCCAUCUUGCCCAAAGAAAGCCUCUGUUCUUGGGGUACCAUCAACACAUGUGCACCAUUCAGAACAGGGGUGGCCAGGAACAAAAAGAAUUGGAAAGGAAAGUGAAAACCUUAAAAGUCAAGGGCUGUCACUGGAAGAACAUUCUCUUUGUCAGGUUUCUGUCAGUGAGAAAUCCAUGCAGAUCAUAUUCCCAAGCCAAGAUGUACCAGAGGAUCUACAACAAAGAAUAACAAUUGAGUCAUUGACCUGUCCUGUUGAGGCCAUUGUCAAAGAUUUACCAUCGUCAAAUUCUAAAAUCCAAGUGGACCAGCGAUCUUCUGUCGUUAAUGGGAUUGAGAUGUUAUCGGAUGAGGCCAGUCCAAGCAGAUUAGAUCUUGACACAAAGAAAACUGUUCUGUGCUCAGUUUUGGAGAGACAUAAAGAUGAACGGGGCUUUUGGAUACCAAUUGAGGCUGAAGAAAUAGCUGUUCUCGAAAAAGGAAACUUGCAUUGCAGAAUGUGGCACUCCAUUCCUGACAUGCCAUUGUUCUUGAGUGUUAGAAAGAGAUAUGAAAAUAUGGUUUCACUACAGCCAUCAUGCACAAUUUUUGCUGGUGCAGAAGAACUUGCAUCCCAAACCCAAAUAAAGAAUGCCAAGCAGGAGUUAAAGAAACAUCCCACAAACAAGACCAUAGUAUGGGAGGAUCUUCCAAAGGCCAAUACAAUAAACUAUCCUACACAAAAGACUAUAACAUGGGAGGAGCUACCAAAGGUAUCUACAGAGGUAACUAGAAGAUCAGAGGAAGAAAUGGAAGUGGUCGGUCUCCCUUCCAUGAUGUUAGACACUGGUGAUGGAAUAAAGACAAAUACAGAAGAUGGGAAUGCGGAUCUAUUGCCAAUGUGGCCAACGAUUAGCACCCUAUUUGAAUUCACUGCUACUGCUAAACAAAUAGACGAAUGCCUACUGGACAGCAAGUCUACUUGUGAUACUCCAUCAAGGGAUAAUGAAUUAGUGGAUGAAAAGUCUUCCCCCCCUCGCGCACAAUGUGUGCCAUAUCAUGUGAAGCCUGACAUUGUGUACAAACAGUGCACUUUCUUGGAAUCUUGCCCAGGUGUGACAAACAUUGCUGGCAUGCCGUCGAAAUUGCCCGUGAAAGAAAAACAGUGGUUUGUAGAUCAAAAGCCAAUCUGGGAGAAACAAUCAAAAAUUAAGGAAAUAUUACUGACGUAUGCAUCAAAGGAUGAUGAAAAGAACACGAAGGAAAUGGUUUUACUGGUACCCUCUUGUCCCAAAGAGACCACAAAUCCCGGUUGUCCAAGUUUAUCCAAUAUACCUGGUUCACCAUCUGUCCGGGAAGCCAAUAACAGAUUAUUGUUAUCUCAACAGGAACCACUUUUGGAGAAGAAAAUAAAAACUGAACUUGUUGUCAUGACAGUGUCACCAAAAGAGAAGGAUGAAGUGAAAAUUGGAGCUUUGGGACCACUUUGCCCAAAACAUUCUUGCAUAGCAGACAUCUCAAUUCCACAACCUACUGUAGCACUUCAUGGAUUAGAUAUGAUCAGCCUUUUAAGCUCUUGCGCCAAAACCUCUUGUAUUGAAGGUAUUCCAUCAUUAAUUGAACAUUUUAACAAAAUCUGGGAUAGAGAUUACACACCCUUAGGGAUAAAACAGGUAAAAAUCCACACAGUUAUGAUUGAAGAGCAACCUCACAAUGAUGACAUGGGGGCCAUGUCAGCUUUAGCCCCAACUUGUCCAAAACAAGCUUGUAUUCCUGGAUUUCCAUCUGCUCUGGAACCUACAGUAAGCUAUAAUGCAUUUAAUAGGGUCAAUCUCCUUCCAUCCUGCCCGGUCACCUCAAGUAUGGCUGGUUUUCCUUCAAUGCAGAAAGCUGACGGCAAAGACUGGAACACUAUUCAUCAACCAUUAUGGGAGAAGGAAAAUAAAAAAGAGUCUGUUUUACUACUGGACUAUGUUAAAAUUGACAAACACAUGAAAGGAGUUGUGUCUCUUGCACCAAGUUGCCCAAGAGAAUCACUCAUCUCUGGCUGCCCCUCUUUACCAAAAUCCAGAGGGAUUAUUGCUGUUGACAGGCAAAACAUGGUCAGUCUUUUAAGCUCAUGCUCCAAAGUGUCACAAAUACCAGGAUUUCCAUCGUAUCAUAAUUCAAAUGAGUGGACAAAGAGCAGGGAAUCUCUAUUUGAACCAAGAUUGAGAGACAAGCAGGUGUCAUCAAUUGACAGAUGUCAAGGAGAUAAGAGAGCAAUGAAAGCAAUGUUUUUUCUUGCACCAUCCUGUCCAAAAGAGGCACGGACACCAGGAUUUCCUUCUCAUCCAAAUCCUCUAACUGUGUAUAGUGCACAGAAUAAUAUCAGCCUUUUUACAUUGUGCGCGCAAGUUUCCAAAAUUCCUGGAUUCCCAUCAGUUGAUGGGAAUAUGAGUGUAGGAUGGGUAACAGAAAAGGGUUCAUUGCUGAAGAGGCUACCAAAGAAGACAGUCAUAUUUGACACAUCAAAUGAUAACAAUAAGAUAAUGAAGAAUAUUGUUUCAUGUGUACCAUCCUGUCCUAAAGUGUCAAGUAUCCCUGGUUUCCCAUCUAUUCCGAAUCCCAAAAUGGUGUAUUAUGGCCAAAAUGUAGUCAACCUCCUUCCUUUGUGCCCCAUAGUUUCUAUCAUACCUGGAAUUCCAUCGGUUGUAGGGCACAGGGAAGAGGGAUGGGGUACUGAACUGGUUUCCCUGAUGCACAGACCACCAAAGAACAAUCAGUUUAGGAUUAACAGCUUGCCAAUUAACAUACACAAAUCAAGCAACAUGCUUGCUUUAGUUCCUUCUUGCCCAAGAGCAUCAAAGAUUCCAGGCUACCCAUCUGUCCCGCGAUACAAUAUGCUAAGGAUUGUACCUAUUUGCCCCAAAGUAUCCAGUCUCUGUGGAUUUGCAUCAUUUGAAAGGGCCUCAAAUUUCCAAUGGCUUUUUAAAACUCCCACUUUGUGUGUGAAGCUAAAGGAAACUGUUUUUGUAAUACACCUUCCAAAUCAAGAUGAAGAAACUGCAAAGACAAUGUUUGCUUUAGCUCCAUCUUGCCCUGAAGCAUCUAGGGUCCCAGGGUUCCCUUCUGCACCUCAAACCAAAUCCAAGAUUGAACCCAAUAUGAUACGUUUUGUAGCUUGCUGCUCCAGUGCUUCAAAUCUCAAAGGAUUUGCAUCCAUGACAACAAUCCUAAGCACAGGGUGGAUAAAUGAAACAAAACCAAUUUUAAUAAAGCCUCAGGAGAAGAGGGCACACUUGAGUUUGUCACAUGCUGGACAUUACCAGCAAUAUUGCUACAACAAGAAAGGCAUGGUGACAUUAGUGACAUCCUGCCCCAAAGAAGCUAGAGCAUGUGGUUUUCCUUCUGCUCAAGUUGCAAACAGACCGCCAAACAUGGUCAGCUUAUACACAUCUGCUCCAUGUGUUUCAUGUAUCCCAGGUUUUCCAUCAGCGAGGAUGCUUAGCUCUGAAUGUACUAAUAUACAAACUAGGACUACACACAAGUCCCUGUUAGAGAAGCUGCAGAAUGAGAAGAUUUGUGUAAUCGCAAAGUUCCCAGCCAAUGAUGAACAUGAUCAAGAUGAAAUGAAGUACAUGGUUGAAUUGGCUCCAUCAUGUCCACAUUUCACUCAAAUCCCUGGGCUCCCCAGCAUUUCACAAUUGAAUCCAACAGACAUUGAAACAAUGACUAUUCCAGACCCUUGUUUUACUGAGAAGCAUGCAUCACAAGAAUUGCAUCAUGCACAGUCAACUCAGUCAGAUCUCAAAGACCCAAGAAUGCCUGGUGUUCCCUCCACAUCUAUUCACCUCACCAGCAUAGCACCUGCAUAUGAGGAGAAAUUCAAAGGCAGUGCAAAGCAAAACAUAGACUGUUGUGUAGAUAACGGCAAAUCACAUAUAGAGAAGAUAGUAGCGGAGAAAGCUCUAACGGGCCAGAAACCAUUGGACACAUCAGAGCCAGUAAGAGUCUUGGGUUGGGAAGUUUUGGAGGCAGAGGGAACAAUUAAAGAAAAAAAGGCAAAAUCCUCUUUGUCUGCAAAAGAGGAAGAUGCAUCAGGAUUAGUACAUGCUAUUGUGGGUGUUUUCCAUAAAGGGUUACACUCACUCACUACGUUAUCCAUGUCUCACAGUUAUGAAACAGUAGCAUCCAUGUUGGGGCCGUCUAGCUCUACUUUAGCUGAGGUGGAGCACCAACCCAAGGCUGCCUUUUCUAUGGAUCUGAAAGACCAGACACUGACCCCUUCAGAUAAGUUUACAACACAUUUAGCAGAUAACGCUACUACCAUACAGAAGAUAGAGGGACAGUUUGAUGAAAUUCAAACCAAGCAUAACAUUGAAUUUCCAUUAAAUGCUGAGCAUUACACGUGGGACUUGUUAGGUGAUCCAUCAGCGUCUCCAUCACCAACUACCAAAAGGGAUGAUGGGCUUUUGGUUUGUGCAAGCAUGAAGAAAUGGCCACCGCUGACAGAGGCAGAUAUCACUGAAAUAUCAAAGGAAGAUAGUGAACAAGUAACGGAACAAAAGGCUUCUCUUGAUCAAUGGCUCACAAAGGAGAGGCCACUCACAGGGCAGGAUCCUGUUCAAACAUCAGUAUACAUUGAAAGUUUAUUAACAAGGCACCAGACUUUGACGGAACAGGAUGAGGGUAGAACUGUGUCAACUUCUUUACAGCUUGAUAAUGGCCACCAACAAACAAACAUAGGAGACAUUUCUGCCGCUACCGUGGAGCCUACCACAAAUGAAUCACUGCCAGAUGCCAAUGUACAUGGAGAGAUACUCAUGGACAAACCCUCAGACCCACAAGCAGAUAUUACUGUCCCUCAGCGAGGUAGAAAGCCCAGGAGAAAAGUUCCAGAACCUCAACAGAAAGGGUGUGAUAAUGAAAAAGAAACUGUUCCAUCACGACCUCUCAGAAGGAAGGAUAGUUUAAGUCCAGACUACAAACAAAAAUCUGAUGGUUUGUCAGUCAAGCCCCUCCCUGAAGUUGUUUCAGUCCAGUGUGUUAAAAAAGAUUCUACUGGUGAGAUACAACCUGCCACUGCCCCAUCUUCUGGCAUAAAACAAGACAGUAGUGUUCCUCUUGGUGUACCUCAGAAUGAUCAUGCCCAAGAAAGUGUUAGUGAUCAUGUAACACCAUGCACAGGUGACCAUAGACAAACAAGUGAAGUUGUGCAAAUAUCCAUUGAUGUUGUUGCGCCUCCUCGUGUGAAAAGAAGAGAUGGCUGUUUGCCACCUGAAACUCCACAGAAAACUGCCCCUUGCAAGCCUCUGAGGAGAAAAGACAGCAACACCAAACAUACAUCUGUUACAAAAACUAAUGGCCAACAAGAUUUGAAAGUCAGUUCUCCUUUAAAAAUUACAGAUCCUGUUCCUCCUCAGCCUUGCGAGAGAAGCUCUGAUGUCUCAGGUGCUCUGGAACCUUUACAGAGCCUUGAUAUACCCGGUCAAACAACUACUGAAAUUAUCCCUUCACAGCCUAUUGGAAGAAAAGACCAAACAACCAAACAACACUCUCAGGAAACAGAUGUGCGAAGUGCUUCUCGACAGGCAGACGCAGAACUGGUCUGCUCAAAAGACACUGAGCAAACCUCUUGUACACCAAAAUACCUCAAGAAAGACACUGAUACAUCUGUCCAGGCCUCUUCUCACUUAAUUCGAACCUCGAAAAAAAAGGGAAUUGAGAGCAUUACCCUAAAGCCAAAAUCAAAAAUGUUUACUGUUGAGCAAACUGCUUCUCUCUCAAUCAUUAAGAAGAUACGUCUUCCACAACGUGGCAACAAAUUGUCGUCAAGCAAAUUUGACAACAUUGACAUUGACAGGGAAUGUGUAAAAGCAGUCCAGAUUGUCAGCACUGGUGUGGAAGAAAUAAAGCAGCUUAGUAUAGUUGGUGACACAUCUGUUGAUACAAUCAACAUUACAUCUUCUAAGAAAUCAGAGCAAGCAUCAGAGAUAGCAGAAGCAAAGAAAGACAAACAAACAAUUUUUCAUAUGCCAAAGCCCCGUAUGAAGAAACGUCUUAGUGGCUCGUUCCCAGAAGAUGUUACAGCUAUAGAGACCCCAUCUAAGGCUACCCAUGGAGAAGAGGCACAGGAAUCGAGGCAAGGUGGUUCAUCUAUUUCCCCAACAACUAAAGAAUUGCCAAAGAAGCAACACAGCAAAGACUCCCCCCCUCUUUCUCUGGGUAAUCAACCUUCUGCAUCUACAGAAGAGGUGGUACCUGUAAAAUUGAGGAGAAACAUAUUGACUAUUGACAGCAGUGUUCAAGUAGAGGAUGGGCAUAUUUCAGAGCAGACACCAGGAGUUUCAAGCUUGCCUGUACCAAAACCAAGAGCAAAGAAGCGUCUUAGUGGUUUGUUCCCAGAUGACAUCAUUUCGUCUCCGUGCCUGCCAGACACAGUUACUGACACCAUUGGUCAUGAAUCAGUCCAACAGAUUGAACAGUCAAGCUUGCCUUUUCCAUUGCCACGGUCCAAGAAACGUCUCAGUGCCACUUAUUCAGAAAGCACACCACCUGUAGAAAAUGUAUUCCCCCAAGAGAUGGAAUUAUUUCAGAGAAACCCAGAGGCUACAUCUGGCAUGAGCAAGGAAACUAAGGAAGACUCAACAUCUCUGGAUUCAAGUGUAAUCUUUGAAGGAGGUUUUGUUACUAUCCAAGGAGAAGAUGUUGUUGCGUCAGAGUUGGAACAGGAAGUGCUAGAAGCAAUGGAAGAAGAGGAAUUUCCUCAGGCAGACUCUGUAGAAGAUAAUGAGAAGGCGCUGGAAGAAAUCAUGAAAGGCUGGACCUUUACAGAAAAACCUAUUGUCACAGGUGACUCAGAGAAGUCUGCAGAGGUAGUGUCUGAGCAAGCUGACAUUGAAAAAGUCCUGGAAGCAGAGGUUGCUAGGUCCCCUGUUGCAUCGUCUCAGGAUGACUGGCUGCAUGUAGAGGAUGACAAAGACAGUGAACCAAUGGAAUUAAACUCAAUGAAGGAAAUGAGGGAUGAAGAGUUGGACUUUGGCUUUGUAUCUGUAGAUGUAGAUGCUGGUUGUUUAGAGGAUGAAAGGCAAAAAAAUAAUUCACAAGUUGCUGGGCUCCACCAAGCCAAUGAACCAUUAACACCUCAUAAAACAUCUGCAGAUGGGACUGUCUCUCUGGAAAGCUUUUCGCCCAGUCCCAGCUUAGUGACAUCCAGUCAGUCUCUACUGGACUGGUGUCAAGAAGUCACACAGGGUCACAAGGGAGUGAAGAUAACCAACUUCAGCACCUCCUGGAGGAACGGCCUUGCUUUUUGUGCCAUCUUACAUCACUUUCAACCAGAAAAGAUUAAUUUUGAAAUGCUGGACCCGUAUGACAUCAAGCACAACAACAAAAAGGCGUUUGAUGGCUUUGCCGAACUUGGCAUUUCCAGACUGAUGGAGCCUUCAGACAUGGUCAUGCUAGCAGUCCCUGAUCGCCUCAUUGUCAUGACCUACCUGAACCAGAUCCGCACCCAUUUCACGGGCCAGCAGCUCAGGCUGCUUCACAUAGAGAGGGAUAGCAGCGAGUCCAGCUAUGCAGUAGCAGGGGACCGGGAGAGCCAAGAGGACCCUCAGGAAACUGUUCGUUACUGCGCCCAGAGGCUUCAGGAGGAGGGUUUAAGUCUAGAAAGUAAUGGGAAUACAGGCACAGCUGAGUCGGACAGUAAAACCAAGGAUGUUGUUCCACCUCCUAGAACCAAAUGGCUGCAGGUUGCUGGGUCAAGUGGGGCUCAGUUACCAGUGGCACCACCAAGGACUCAUUUUCUGUCCAAGACUGGUUUCUCUCAUGUGAAAGACGCUGAUCUGGUCAAGAAGCGUAGGUCACAGCGGAGGAGUGGGUCAGUAGAAGAAGGAGACAUAUCGGUGGUUGUUGCAGGGCAGGAUGACAGUGUAAUUACCCGGAGAAAGUCAGACACUGAGAGAACAGAGGCUGUGGCUGAGGAGAGAAGACCAGAAGGCCAGGACCCCAACCAGUAUGUGCUGAGUCAGAUGGAAGCCCUGGAGGCAGAACAAAAUCAUAUUGAUAACCGAGCAGGUGUGGUGGAGAGGAAACUUAGACAACUACUGGAAACAGGCAGUGACAAAGUGGAGGAGGAGCGGUUGAUUCAGGAAUGGUUUACGCUGGUCAACAAGAAGAAUGCUUUAAUCAGGAGGCAGGACCAUCUGCAGCUGCUGCUGGAGGAACAAGACUUGGAAAGAAAAUUUGAGCUUUUAAACAAAGAGCUGAGGGACAUGAUGGCUCUUGAAGAGUGGCAGAAGACUCAGGCCCAUAAACAAAGGGAGCAGCUGCUUCUUCAGGAGCUGGUUUCACUGGUCAACCAGAGAGACCAACUGGUCCACAACAUCGAUGCCAAAGAGAGAGGAGCUCUGGAGGAGGACGAGCGUCUGGAGCGAGGCCUGGAGCAGCGCAGGAGGAAGUAUUCUGUACAGCAGAAAGAGAAGUGUGUGAUGCAGUGAUUCCGUCCACCUCCAGCCACCAAAAAUGCUGAGUCACCUACGUGAAAGAAAGUGGGUCAUUACAAAACAAAAACAAAGAAUGGGACAAUCGUUUUUGGUCAUUUGUCACUUUCUGUCAGACUGAUUGGUGUGGUUUGAAGUCGGCAGUAAGGGGACAGCUGACCCGAGGAGGGUAGUUCUGAACCAAUUUGGGUAUUUCCGAUGGAGACUCAGAUGGCCCAAAACCUUAGUGAGGCUCCGCUAUGUUAAAGCUCUGAAUCAACUUUUGUUUUGGUUUGCUUUCCCCCUAUUUUGAGCAUCAUAAAAUGUAGCGCUAGGCUCCAUUGAAUUACCAAAGAUCAAUGUAAUUGAAGUAGAAAGCAUACAGUAUAUCGUGUAAGUUCCACCAAACCUUACAGGAUGUUCAGCACCUACGGAGCAGAAGGCAUCGGUGGCUCAGAGAGAGCAGUUUGGACGGUUAACUUUGCAGUUUCUGUUCUGUGUUUUUAGGUUCUAUUGUUACAGACCCGUGAAUGUAAUAGUGUGUUUGAUUGAAAGUGUGUGUGUCGGAAUAAGCUGCCAUUAAAAAGGAGAGUAGGUUUGACCAGUAUCACAGCGAUACUGACAUGUUGGGAUUGGACCGGCUGAUAACUAACAUAAAGGUUAGGAUUUAGUGUUUCCUGUUGACUGUUACUCAUAGCAGGGAAGAUAAGAUUGACUUCAUUAAUCCCACACUGAGUAAAUUCCUGUGUUACGGCAGCUCAAAAAUAAUUUCUUUUACACACAUCAGAAUAACACAAAUACACAUUAAGUAGACAUAGGAGAAAAAUAUGUACAUAAAGAAAAAAUAUAAAAUAAAAAGACAGUACUUAAACACAGAUGUACAGAUGAGUAAUGUGCGGAUGAAUAGAAAUGACAUAUUGCACAGUUGGAGGUAACACAGAGUAAUAAAUAAAUAAAUACACGCAUUGCAGAAUAUUGUCCAGGGAUGACUCAUAUUGGAGAAACAGCUAGCAGUGUUCUAUUACCAUCUUUAACACAUUACAUUAGCAUGUAUUAAAGAGUCUGACUGCUGCUGGGAUGAAGGCCCUUGGGUAGCGCUCAUCUUGCACUGAUGGUGCAGCAGUCUGCUGCUGAAGGAGCCGCUCAGGGAACUUACAGUCUCAUGAAGGGGUUGAGAGGUGUUGCCCAUGAUUGAUGCAAGCCUCGCUAACAUCCUCCUCUCCCCCACCUCCUCUAUGGUGUCCAUGGCAGGGGGAGAGCAGGAAGACAUCUUUUGUCAGUUUUUAUUGUAACCGUGACAUGACCAAUGUGUUCAUGGGUUCAUGUGUCUGCUGUCUGACCUGGGUAAGGUUUGGUUAAGUGUAUGCGUGGUUAGGCUUAAGGAUUGGUGUUGGUAUGGGAUGAACUAGGACUUAUGGUUAUGGAAUGACCUCGGUCAUGGUUAAAGCUAAUGAUCACGUACAACAGUGUGUACUAGGGCUGCACGAUGUGAGGAAAGUAUGCCAGAUGCAAUAAUGUUGUAGAAUAUCGUGAUAAGGAUGUUACCCGCGAUACAUAAACAGAUAUUAAAAUGUACUCAGUUCUGCAUUUCUACUUCAACAAUGCAACAACUUGCUAGGUGAAUUUAAAACAAAUGAAAGGGAAUCAUUUCCAGCUGUCUGUCAUGGACGAAUUGAACAUUGAAUUGAAUAUAAAACGCAGCACUAAAAGACGAAUGCCCGUUUUCUAUCAAUACUUUCUUUCAACUAGAACAUGUCUGAUAUGUUGCAGACUCUUGCAAUGUUUUUUUUUUUGCACCAGUUGAUUUUGCGAUGACGUUAAAAAAACAAUGUGUUGUACAGCCCUAGUAUGUACAACAACAAUAAAUAUUGGUCUAGCCCUAGAGGAAAACAUACAACUAGUCACCACAGAUGCCUUACUGGAGGAUUUAAGUUUUAAGUGCCCAUGUUUUAGUGUUUUAGAGGUUUUUACCCCAUGGUUUCCUACUCGUACUGGGUUUUUAGUUUUGCCCUCCCCUUGUGUUUGGAUACUUUUGUUGCUGACGUAGCUAUUUGGAAAAGAGAGAUCUAAUGCAGUCUGGUUUUGGUUUUUUAGAUGUUGAAAUGUUUACAUCAUAUUGUAUGAUGGGAUGUAGGUUGCAAAUGGAAUGCACAAUGAGGAAAGCAGCCAUGGAACAUAUCUUCAAAUAACUUAUUGGAUUCAUUUUCUUUUAAGGAUUUACUAUUUAUUAUCAAGACAUAUCCACUAGAGAAGCUGCCACACAGAUAUGUAUGUGUUUUAACUAAUGCUUAUCACCCUCAUUAUUGCAGCAUUUUACUUCCAUCUGUGUAUAAAACGUUCGUACAGUACAGUAACAUUCAUGUGUACACUAAAACAGAUUAUUCAUGACAGUGACAUAGGAAUAUUUCUAUAAUUGUUCUAUGUGGGAUUUUUAUUUUGACACUGAUUUGGAAAAUGUUUCUGAUAAAGUUUAAGGGUGACUCCAGUCUUUUAUUUUUUUUCUAUUCAAGCAAUUGGAAAUACUUUUACAUUAUGCAAAAUGUAUUUGUUUCUAUCAAAGGGGAAGAUGUGAAUGUUUCUUCAUAAUAAAGCCAAAUCUUUGUUAGCACAAUACAAACACUUGCUUAAAGUGAAUUAGCGCUUCCACAUCUUCCAGGGAAACUUGCCGCUUGUUUUUGCACUGAAAAGAGAUGUUCUGUAACAGAGACAUGUUGGCCUGAGAGGUUUUAUUUUGUGUUGAAAAGUUUGCAGUUCUCAUGUUGCCAUAACUGCUGGUUGUUGUGUGAAUUAGUUACAUCCUGUCUAAAUGAUUGAUGUGUGUUUUAUUUGUGGUUUUUAUGUUACAUUUGCACUAUUUGUAAAGUUUGAAAAAUACAAAAGAUUUGAAUGCCUU